ACUCCUCCAAAAACACUCAAUCCCCCAAACCCAACAACAACACUAUCCCUUUUCCUAUCGGAACGGUGCGGCGCAGCGCGGCGCGGUGCGGUGCGGUGCGGUGCUGUACACUCUCCGGUUGCCAGAAACCACCGCCGCUUCAUUUUCGAUUCCGAUCUCACUGCAUUGGCUUCUCGCUACUCUUCGUCCCAGGAUGGUUGCGCAGAACUUCGUAGUUGAUUUGAGCAAGCCCCUUGUUUUCCAGGUUGGACAUCUUGGAGAAGCUUAUCAAGAGUGGGUUCACCAGCCCAUUGUUAGCAAGGAAGGCCCCCGUUUCUUUCAAAAUGAUAUUCUGGAGUUCUUGACACUCACAGUCUGGUGGGCAAUUCCUGUCAUUUGGUUGCCAGUUGUAUGUUGGCUUGUAUAUAACUCUAUUCAAAGGGGCCUCAAUUGUCCUCAUGCAGCUCUAAUGGUGGUUCUUGGCAUUUUCGUGUGGUCAUUGCUGGAAUACUCAUUGCACCGUUUUCUUUUCCACAUUAAAACAAAAACCUACUGGGGAAAUACCAUGCAUUAUCUUCUCCAUGGCUGCCACCAUAAGCAUCCCAUGGAUGGCUUGAGACUUGUUUUCCCCCCUACUGCAACGGCUAUAUUAUUGUUCCCGUUCUGGAACGUGGUGAAGCUCAUGUCCACCCCUUCAACUGCGCCUGCUUUACUUGGAGGUGGCUUAUUGGGUUAUGUAAUGUAUGAUUGCACACAUUAUUACUUGCACCAUGCUCAGCCGAAGACUGAAAUUCCCCGAAACCUCAAGAAGUACCACUUGAAUCAUCACUUUCGGAUUCAGGACAAAGGCUUUGGGAUCACUUCAUCACUAUGGGAUAAAGUUUUUGGAACACUUCCUCAAUCAAAAGCGGAAGCCAAAAGUAUGUAAGUUAGUUACUGUCGAGGUGUAGCAUAUGUUGGUUGGGUUCAAGAUUUCCUGUUUUGUUUAUCUAAUUCAUUUUGCUCCCCAAUAAAUGUUUGUGGGGGUUUGCGUUCUAUCUUUAGUCAGUUUUAUGGUGCCAAAGUUCAACAAUUGAACAUUGUCUAGAAAUUGAUAUCUUGUAUCAGAUUUAUGGUGGGAAUCUCAUCUCCUUGUGAAUA
Molecule: messenger RNA, 1119 nt
Organism: Lotus japonicus
Lineage: Eukaryota; Viridiplantae; Streptophyta; Magnoliopsida; Fabales; Fabaceae
Product: dihydroceramide fatty acyl 2-hydroxylase FAH1-like
Exons: 7
Coding region: 194-907 (237 amino acids)
Biological process (GO): fatty acid metabolic process; lipid biosynthetic process
Cellular component (GO): membrane; endoplasmic reticulum
Molecular function (GO): fatty acid 2-hydroxylase activity; iron ion binding
Source: RefSeq, a predicted model, not a curated record